Aplysia californica (California sea hare) is the source of this 2336-nucleotide messenger RNA. RefSeq names its product enkurin domain-containing protein 1. Lineage: Eukaryota; Metazoa; Mollusca; Gastropoda; Aplysiida; Aplysiidae. Gene Ontology annotation, cellular component: cytoplasmic microtubule. The transcript is spliced from 7 exons. The coding region runs from base 233 to 1009 and encodes 258 amino acids. The record is from RefSeq and is a predicted model, not a curated record.
UCACAGUGUGUCACGUGAUAAAAAUGGCGAACUGAAAUUGUUUAUGGUUGGCAAGCAGGGUUUGAAUGGUUUGUCAUACGCGUUCCUCGCCGCUUAAUGCGUUUUUGCCUUUAUUAAUUCUCAUCAAGUAGAUUUAGUUCCUUGAAGUCAAGUUGUCUGGCAGCUUAGUUUUGGAAGCGACAUUCUUAAUUUCUUGUGAGGGUCUUAAACUGUCGGCCGUCAUCACAGAAACAUGAGGAACAAUUUCGAUACUGGAAAAAAUCAAAUCAAUGAAAAUGUCCGACGGAUGAGAGAAAUCCAAAGACGAUGUAAACAGAGAGAGGCUGAGAAGCCAGAACCUGUCAAAGUGUUGUGGAAGUCGGAGAAAUACGCAAAUGUGGAAUCAAAGAUAAAGCAGGAUGUGGAGAAACCUGCGACUCCAAGACCCAGCUCGGCCAAUUUCCUGCGGGCACACUCCCGAGCAGGCCCGCCAGUGAAACUGGAGUCUCGUCCUUGCUCUCCAGACAUCUCAGACAAGACCACAGUGCCUCUUGCCACCUCAGCUGGGAGUGUCAAGCUGAUGAGGAAUGACUUUGAUUUCAUCAAAGUGAAUGGAGUUAAUGCUAAGAGAGCCGCCAUUUCCCGUCCCCCGUCAGCCACCACUAUGGAUGACUACAAGAGAAGACAAGAAGACUUGCUACAGAGUCAUGAGUAUGGCGAAGUGCCCACGUAUUUACGCAAGAGGAAGACACAGUGGCAUGAGGAGGAAAGGGCUCGGGUGGCCAACACCCCAGACCCUGCCAUGCCCGCGGGCCACAGACAGCUGCCGGAGAGUGAGAGGAACGAGACACUGGGCCUGCUCAAACAGAAACAAGGAGAGGUUAUCAACCAAAUGCAGCGACUUCCGAUUGGUGCAGACACAGUGAGGGUGCGACAGCAGCGCCAAGCUUUAGAAGCACAGCUGACAGAGGUGGAGGAGGCUAUCAAGAUUUUUUCCCGACCCAAAGUGUUUGUGCGGGUGGACAGCUAAAGUCAUCUGUCAGGCUGUUAUUCUGUAAUGUUUAAUCUAAAUGUGUCUUGUUUCAGAGUGUGUUUGUGACGGCUUAUUCGUAGAUCUUUGUUAAAAUUGUAGCAUUAGUGUCUAAUACUUUUAAUCAUUAUGUUUAUUAUGUAAUUUCUGAUAUUUGAGAAAGAUUUAAAGGAAGGAUGAAUGAUUUACAAUGACUUUGUGAACAUAUAAAUGAUUAACCCAGAAUGCUGUAGACUAAUAUGUGAAAGUUCUCCAAGCUAUUACACUUCGAAAAAACAACUGUCAGGAGCAAUUUCUAAAAGCAUUUUCCUUACUUCUCCUGCUAGUGUUACUCUAGUCUGUUGCAGACUUGACACAUUCCAUGAGCCACCCCCACCCCCCACCAACCUCCUAUCCUACCUUGCUCCUCCUCGCCCUUUCCCUUUCCAUUUGAUAUAGCCCUAGUUGCUUUUACUUGUACUCUUUGCAGACUCCCCUCCCCUUUCCCUGUGGUUCAGUAUAGAGACUGCUCUGGGAAAAUUCUCAGAUCAUCAUCUUGUAUAUAUGUACAAACCACAUCUCCACACAUCUCUCAUGUGUGGGGCAGCCACUCACAAAGUUUUCAGCCUACUGUCUUCUUCUGCACUGGUCAAAGUACUUACUCCUUAUGCCAGACAUUUUGGGCCAUAAUUUUCCCAGUCGAGAAUCUGGGUUGUAGAUGUGAAGUCAGUUUGGUCUGACAAUGCAAGUGACGCACCCUGUCGCAGUGUGCUUCUUGAGGCUGACAUAGACUGGGGCCUACACACAUGAUAUGUUGCUAAAACAACCCAAACGCAAGGAGCAUAGAUCACUAAAGAAGACAACUUUUCAUAAGCCUAUGAUGGCCACUGACUGGUGAGUGAUUGUUGAAUCUGGCCUUAAAAUGCCAACUCGUGUAAAGCCUUUGUUAGAAUUUUGCUCAACUCCUCCACUGUGUCUUGUGAACUUGCUCUCACAGCGUGAACAGAUCUUUCUUAGGUUGAAUUGUCACUUGUUGUGGUGUUGUGCCUUGCUGUCUGUGUCUCUUCAGGACUCUUAGGCUAAGUCUACUCCAACAAGUCAACAAAUUCUCCCUCUUACCUCAAAUCCUGUCUGCAGGUCUGCCUUGCAGGAUAAGCUACACUACCUGGGAUAAAAAGUAGAAAGAUCUGUAGUAGUGAGAAGCUUUAUCAUUCAGUGAGACAUUUUGUCACAACUGGUUGCUGACGGAAAUUAUUUUCACAGGCGGGUAGAUAAAUGGCUUGAUGAGAAAGGAGGAGCAUGUUUGAUUCUUUACACUGGUUUAGAAAUAAAUGUUAAUGGAACUAUA